Molecule: messenger RNA, 652 nt
Organism: Myotis davidii
Lineage: Eukaryota; Metazoa; Chordata; Mammalia; Chiroptera; Vespertilionidae
Product: keratin-associated protein 4-5-like
Exons: 5
Coding region: 1-627 (208 amino acids)
Cellular component (GO): keratin filament
Source: RefSeq, a predicted model, not a curated record
AUGGUCAACUCUUGUUGUGGCUCCGUCUGCUCUGACCAGGGCUGUGGCCAAGGCUGCUGCCAGGAGACCUGCUGCCGCCCCAGAUGCUGUGGCUCCAGCUGCUGCCGCCCCAGCUGCUGCNNCCCCUCCUGUUGCAUCUCCAGCUGCUGCCGCCCCUCCUGCUGUGGCUCCAGCUGCUGUGGCUCCAGCUGCUGCCGGCCCUGCUGCUGCCCCUGCUGCUGCCUCCGCCCAAAAGAGAUGAGUAGGCAGGAUAAACAAGAACAAGAAGGGGCCUGCACAUGGUCACCGCAGCCCUCAGCAGGGUAUAAAAGCAACAGAGGGAGAGGAGAGAUCUCACUCAAGAACCUCACUCUCCUGGAAACUCACCCAGAACCUCCACCCUCCAACACCAUGUCCUGUUGUGGCUCCGUCUGCUCUGACCAGGGCUGUGGCCGAGGCUGCUGCCAGACCACCUGCUGCCGUCCCAGCUGCUGUNNNUCCAGCUGCUGCCGGCCCAGCUGCUGCCCCUGCUGCUGCCUCCGCCCAGUCUGUGGCCAGGUCUCCUGCCCCACCAAUUGCUAUCGCCCCACCUGUGUCAUCUCCACCUGCCCCCGCCCCAUGUGCUGUGCCAUCCCUGACUGCUGCUGAAUCUCCGCUUUGAACACACCACUUC